AAACAGGGAGGGACAGUGAACCGCACCGGAGCUUCCAUUGCGCACAACACAAACCAUCCGUGACUCCAAACGAGUGGCAGUGCUCCUCCUCCGGCUCGGGUGGAUUUACUGUUCGGGGCGUCUGCUGCAGCUGCAUGGAGGCAGAAUAGAGACUCUGCAGCAGGAAGGUCAGCUGCGGAGGAUUAAGUCUGCGGAGGCACAGGCACCCUGUCCGAACACCGGGACCCCACCCGGCCGCAGGUUUCCUGGCGGCGGUGGAGCUCCCACACGGUGACAGCUGUCAGCCAGAAAUACCUGCCAGGAAGAUGAGGGAAGACCCUUCUGAUGAAGAAUAUCUCAACGGAGGAUGCACUAAAGGAUGAACACAAAAGGAAGGGGUAAAAGAGGAGACUCAAAAGUUCAACAGAGUAGAACAAAUGGAAACAAACGGAUCAGUAAGAGGAGGAAGGGAAAUGUGAGGAGCUUUAUGAAAGAGGAAAGAUAGAAACAGAAAAACUUCUAAGGAGGAAAACCACAUCAAGUAAACAGAUUGAAAGAGUCUGGCUGAGGGAGGAAAAAAACAUCUGGAUGGUCUCCACAGUGACAGCCAGCUGGUUACCCACCCUCCGAAGAUGGCUACCAACUUCAACGACAUUGUCAAGCAAGGCUACGUGCGCAUGCGCAGCCGCAAAUUGGGGAUCUAUCGGCGUUGCUGGCUGGUGUUUAAGAAGUCAUCUAGUAAAGGACCUCGUCGCCUGGAGAAAUACCCCGAUGAGAAGUCCGCCUACAUCAGAGUCUGUCCCAAGGUGACAGAAAUUAGUAAUGUCAAGAAUGUUACGCGGUUGCCUCGAGAUACCAAGCGACAGGCCGUGGCUAUUGUGUUUACAGACGACACCUCACGUACCUUCACUUGUGAAUCAGAGCUUGAGGCAGAAGAUUGGUUCAAGACGCUGUCAAUUGAGUGUCUUGGCAUGCGGCCCAGUGAUAUCAGUAUGGGAGAGCCUGACCUGCUGGCUGCUGGCGUACAAUGUGAACACACAGAGCGUUUCAACGUGUUCCUUCUCCCCUGUCCCAACCUGGACAUCUAUGGCGAGUGCAUGAUGCAGAUCACCCAUGAGAACAUUUACCUUUGGGACAUUCACAACCCUCGCACAAAGCUAGUCACCUGGCCUCUCUGCUCCCUUCGGCGCUAUGGACGGGACGCGACCCGCUUCACCUUCGAAGCUGGACGGAUGUGUGACAGUGGUGAAGGCCUUUACACCUUCCAGACCAGAGAGGGAGAGCAAAUCUACCUAAGGGUUCACUCCUCAACAUUGGCCAUCGCUGAGCAUCACAAGAAGGUCCUGCUGGAGAUGGAGAAGAACAGCAGGUUAAUGUCCAAGAGUUCAGAGCCUGGCUCCUACCCCUCUACCCCCACUGCCAUACUGCCCCGAUCCGCCUACUGGCACCACAUCACUGGGAAUCAGACCAGCAUGGAUCCUGGUUCUGGUGACUUAUCAGAAGACCACCUAUUGUCUACCUGCUUGCCUUCUGACCACCAUGCCACGCUGCCAAUGGCAAAUGCACAUGAACAGUCCCAGGCACCUGUACACACACACUACCCCACCUACACCGAACAGUGACAUACACAACGUGGAUGCUGAAUUACAUGCAAACACAUAGCCACAUGCAUGCAUUCACACACAAUUCACACACUGAAGGCACUACACUGUCUGCUCUUGAAUAUGUUUGGCAUCCCAACGUCACACCUCACAGGACGUGUUGGCAGCAGGACUCACACUGGCCAACAGAGCGUCUUGAAUGCACAAGAAUUCAAGUUGACUCUAAUGAAGACUACAAGGAGGUGCAGCUCCCACAGUUCCAUACAGACAGGAGAAAUUUGACAUUUUUGUAGACUCACAUUGGCAUGUGUUGCCUACAAAUUAAAGUAAAGACUGAAAGCUCUCAGCAUGUUUAAAACCACCUAGUCUGUAUUGCAUGUUGUCCAACUACUGUAAGGGAGGCUGGCAGAAGUGGCAGGCGUGGACCCAAAUGCACGACACAGAAGCAGGCUUUAGAUAAGGCAAAGUUCUUGGUUUAUUUAACGAAGCAGGGGUCAGAUACCAGGCAGUCAGUCCGAUGCAAGCAAAAACCGACAAGGGGCAGGCAGAAGAGGAGUCCAAGGCAAAGGCAGGCAGGUCAGGAGGGAGAUCAGGCAGUAAAGGUAUCAGGUAAGUAGCGCUGGAAAGAUUAGGCACGAACACACUAAAUGAUCUGGCAGAGGACAAGAGGAACAGGCAUGCAGAUAUAGAGGGGAGACUAAUGAGGGAAGUGAAGACAGGUGCGUCUGUGGGUGGCGCCGAUGCAGAGGUGCAGAGCAGGAAGGGAGUGGCCGAACUCUGAAAUGAUACAAGAAUUAGUAAUAGAAAUUAAGACAAGUGAAAACAUUAAUAGGAGGGUGAAUCUGUGACAGAACCCCCCCCCCUAGGGACGGCCCCUGACGUUCCCCCAGGCUGGUCAGGAUGGGACCUAUGGAACUCUCUGAUGAGUUGACGGUCGAAGAUGUUGCGGGAGGGUUCCCAGGAACGCUCCUCUGGUCCAUAUCCCUCCCAAUCCACAAGGUACUGGAGCCCCCUACCCCGUGGUCGGGACCUCAUGAUCC
Molecule: messenger RNA, 2620 nt
Organism: Platichthys flesus (European flounder)
Lineage: Eukaryota; Metazoa; Chordata; Actinopteri; Pleuronectiformes; Pleuronectidae
Gene: dok4
Product: docking protein 4
Exons: 9
Coding region: 612-1601 (329 amino acids)
Biological process (GO): cell surface receptor protein tyrosine kinase signaling pathway; positive regulation of MAPK cascade
Cellular component (GO): cytoplasm
Source: RefSeq, a predicted model, not a curated record